Molecule: messenger RNA, 1734 nt
Organism: Cladophialophora psammophila CBS 110553
Lineage: Eukaryota; Fungi; Ascomycota; Eurotiomycetes; Chaetothyriales; Herpotrichiellaceae
Exons: 1
Coding region: 1-1734 (577 amino acids)
Source: RefSeq, a predicted model, not a curated record
AUGACCAGGAGAGCUAAACCGUCCAAGAAUGUCGCGAAACAGAGCGCGACGCCUUCUCACAAUGCUACACUGCAUCCUCCACCAUCACGGACAGACACAGGUUCAACGGAAAAGAGCCCCAAAUCCGUCCUCGCAACAUUAACGGACGCAAAGGUGCAGAGGGCUCUGCAACUUAUCCUGCUUGCGGCCCUUUAUGCGCCCAUAUCCCAAUUAAACCUAUCCCCCGUAUAUGGAGAAAUACCAGCUGCUUUGUACCAUCGAUAUGGCCUCACUGCUUCCUUCAUGGUUGCCUUCGCUCUUCGAGGCUACCUCCCCCCUUGGGCCUCACGGUUAAUCACCCCUUUUUGCUUCUGGAUUCCUGGCAUCCAAUUCUUCCUCUUCAGAUUCAGUUCGACCCUGGGUAACCCACUGGGACCGAUGAUCACCGAGCUCCUGACUUGCUAUCCCCUUGUGUUAUUGUCUAUCUAUUAUGCGAUACAAUACUUGAACGAGAUCACCACCUUCAGCGAAUCUCGUUCCUCUUUAGGAGAAGCUGUGCCUUCAAUGGGGCUAUUUAUGUUGUUCUCCGUCCUCCACAGAGCCUGCAAGGUGUUUAUCUCGUCACUGCUUGGACACGGCUUUCUCACUUCACGAAUUGGAAUGCAGCUGAUAGUUGCAUCGCUGUAUGGGAUGGUUCUGCAGAAUAGCAUCUUGUGGCCCUCUCUUCCGGCGGUUGCUUUUACUAUGGUCGCCAAUCCGCAUUGCACACUUUCACGAACCACGGAGGUGCUGAAUCACACCUUGGCUCUCUACGACUAUACAUUACUGGAACGAAAGGAGUCGAUAACAGGCUAUAUUUCAGUGUUGGAGGAUAACCAACGAGGAUUUCGAGUGAUGAGGUGCGAUCACAGUCUCCUGGGCGGAGAAUGGAAGUUACCGCCACAAAGGAGAGUCCAGAGGAAGGUUGCAGACCCGAUAUAUUCCAUCUUUGUGAUGCUUGAAGCUGUACGUCUUGUGGAGGGCGCCUCUCCUAGUCCACACAAGACUGCUUUAAACAUCGGACUAGGAAUCGGAACGGCACCAUCUGCCUUGAUCCAUCAUGGAGUGAAUACAACUGUCAUGGAACUCGAUCCGGUCGUCCACGAAUUCGCUAUCAAAUACUUCGACUUUCCCCACAACCAUAGUUAUUACAUUGGCAACGCCAUUCAUGCGGUCACGGCCGCAACCUCGACUGAGGCAAACUCGUACGACUACAUCAUCCACGACGUCUUCACCGGCGGGGCAGAACCCGUGGAGCUCUUUACCACGGAAUUCCUCUCAGGCGUGCACAGGCUCCUGAAACCCGACGGGGUCAUAGCUAUCAAUUACGCAGGGGAUCUCGCCAUGCCUACAUCCUCCCUCAUCUACCGGACGAUCAUAUCUGUAUUCCCUUCGUGCCGAGUUUUCAGAGAAGAUGAAGCACCAGCACCCGGAGUCAAGCGGGACGACUUCACGAACAUGGUCUUCUUCUGCAGGAAGAGGAAAGGAGCCAUUAAAUUUCGAAAACCCGUCGCGGCAGAUUUCCUGGGUAGUGGUGCUCGACAGGAGUUUCUGGUGCCCAAGCAUGAAAUCGACCAGAGUGAAUUCAAUACAGAAGGCGCAGUUCUCAGAAGCGGGGAGACGAAGGAACUCGAGAAAUGGCAGGCAAAAAGUGCGCUGGGCCACUGGAGGGUCAUGAGAACGGUGCUCCCGGACGUCAUCUGGGAGAACUGGUGA